AACUUGAUUUGUUUACUUCCGACGCGCGUUACAAGAAUCCGCAAGUUUAGUCCACCAAAUCUGUUUGUUUUUAUUAAAUUCAAUACAUGAAGUAAUCGCUCUACUGAAUUUAUCUACUUUAAAAACAGACUAUAGUCUAAUUAAGGUAAUGCUUCUGAAAGAAGUCUUUAAAAGCAAUUUUUUUUACAACAAUUACAGGAAAUCUAAUAUCGCUCAUUCGCAUUCCGAUUCCCAAAAAUUUCUACAAAAAAUCUUUCUAUUAAUAUGAGCCUAAAAAAAAAACUAAGAACAAAAAUUGAAUUUAUUGAGUCCACAGUUUAAUUACUCAUUUCUUUGUGAGUUUGAAAGUUAAGUUUAUAAAAAUUAAUCGCUUUAGGAAAAUUAUGGCCCUACCCCACUUGUACACUGCUAGACGACGUCAAAUUCAAGAUGAUCGGCAUCAAAAUUGGGUUCGACAUGCGGAGAGAUUACAAAGCGCACAUGUCUCUGUAAAUAAACACUGCUCUUGGGAAUCACCUAGUUCUUUUAACGCCAGUAUGGAAGCGUGGGCAAGAAAACAAGAAAAUGAAACAAAAGAAACAAAACUGCAAUUUCGUCGUACACAGCUUGCAAAAUUGCUUUCAAACGAAAGCGAAAUGUAUCAAAGAGAGCUAAGGGAUUAUUCGGGAAAGCGAUUACCAUUACAUUUAAUGAAAGAAAAGACUGAAGCUCUUAAAUCUGCAAGAGAAGAAAAAAGGAGAGAGGUUGUAGAGCAGAAAUUAUACGACCACUGGAGAGAGAACAAUCCUGAAUUACGAGAAAUUGAAUCUGCCCGCUUAAGCGAACAUGUUAUUGAUACUUGGCGUGAACAAAUUGAAGAGCACGAAAUUCUUAAAGAGGAAGAAGCGAGGAUAGACGCUGAAGAAGAAUUAGAGCGCAAGAUUCAGUUGAAAGAAGCCAAAAAAUUAGCUAGAGAAGAAGAAUCAAGGAAAAAAUUGAGAAAUGAAGAAUUAGCAGCGGCUUUAAAGUACCAAAUGGAAGAAUUAAGAGAGAGAGAACAAGAAGCUCAGAAGAUUAAAUUCGAAGAAGAAGAACUGAUGAAAGAACGAUUGGAUGUGGAAGCCUUGAAGGAAGAACGAUUAGAGACGGAAAGACAGCGUAAGAAAGCUGAAAUAGGACGUAUAUUGAAAAGGCAACACGCAGCCGCUCUCAAGAGAAAAUCCAGAGAAGUGCAAAAACAGUUGGAAGAAGAUCGAAAUUUUAUGGAAAUUUUAGCUCGUCAAGAGCAAGAAAGAUUUCAGCAACAGCAAGAUAAACAGGAAAAAGCUCGGGCGGACGCUAAGUGGAUGCAAGAAGUUUUAGAGAAGCAAUUGCAAGAGGAACGAGAAAGAGAAGCUGCAUUAAACUUGCUUUAUCAAGAGGAAGCAGAGAAGCAAUGGGCUCAAAGGGAAAGGCAGUGGGAGUUGGAAAGAUUAGCUAGAGAGAAAUUGAUGAAAGAGGUUUUGGAAGAAAGAGGGAAACAGAUUGAGGAACGUUUAGAGAUUAUUAAGGAGAAGCAAAUGAAUAGUUUACGUGAAAGAGAAAUUCUUUUAGAAGAUCUUGACGAAUUAAAUAAUUUGAAAAUUUCUGAAGACAACGAAAAGAAAGAAAAGAUAGAGACAACUAGAAGAGAAAUUGAAAAUCAAGUUGCACAGAAGAGAGCGCUCAGUAGGAUGGCAGACGAUGAAAUGGAAAGAGAAUUACAGCAGAGUCGAUUAGCCGAGAAAGCCUACAGUGAACUACUUGAUCAGGAAGCUCAACAAUUGAAGAAUACGCCAUUUACUCCCAGGUAUCAUGCUCGAGUGAAACAAGCUUGGAACUAA
Molecule: messenger RNA, 1841 nt
Organism: Dimorphilus gyrociliatus
Lineage: Eukaryota; Metazoa; Annelida; Polychaeta; Dinophilidae
Source: the annotation of a GenBank genome assembly